This is a messenger RNA of Lecanosticta acicola, 699 nucleotides long. The record is from the annotation of a GenBank genome assembly. NCBI's taxonomy places the organism in Eukaryota, Fungi, Ascomycota, Dothideomycetes, Mycosphaerellales, Mycosphaerellaceae.
AUGGGUCGGGAAGAGCAGAAAGAGGAGCGUGAAGUGCUCGAUUCCAUUUUCCCAGAGGAAAUUCAGGAUGUCUCAGACACAGAGUACCGGAUAUCAAUAAAACUGGAGCCUCCAAAGGAGUCGGAGGACGAGAGCGAAGACCCAACGAUCAUCCUGAACGUUCGAUAUCCGGAGGCAUACCCAGAUGUCGCACCGAUGUUAGACAUUACCCAACCACCCAACGCGCCCAAGCAUCAACAUCUCGACAUCCAGGGAGACAAGGCACAGUUGCUGGAAGCUUUGCAACCUACGAUCGAGGAAAGCAUGGGCAUGGCAAUGGUGUUCACGCUCGUCAGCACGCUCAAAGAUUCGGCAGAGCUUCUCAUGAGCGAGCGGCAGCAAGCAAUACAGGCACAGAAAGACUCCGAGGCGGCAAAGGCGGAAGAAGAGGAGAACAAGAAGUUCGAGGGAGAGAAGGUGACGCGCGAGACCUUCCUAGCCUGGCGAGAGAAAUUUCGGCGAGAGAUGCAAGAGGAAGCGGCGCGGAAGCAGGCUGAAGAAGAGGCAGAAGACAAGAAGAAACGCGGCGGGAAGGCGGAGGAGAAGAAGUUGACCGGGAAGCAGCUCUGGGUGCAGGGCAUCGCUGGAAAGACUGCGGAUGAAGAUGAGGAGGGAGAAGACGCAGUGGAGGGCAUUCGGGAGCUGAAGGUCGAAGGCUGA